GCUCCUAUUGGACAAACACGCGGAAGUGAAGCGAACACUCGGCUAACAACAACCAGGGAGCCAGUUCUACACUGUCAUUGAUUUGUUUCUGUCUCCUGGAGGUGUUUUUGAAACAGACAUGGCUCUACCGCCUCAGCUCAAAGCCAUCCAGCACCACCUGCGGACCGCACAGGAACAUGAGAAACGGGACCCGGUCGUCGCGUAUUACUGUCGGCUGUACGCCAUGCAGACCGGCAUGAAGCUGGACAGUAAAACUCCAGAGUGCCGGAAGUUCCUGGUGAAACUCAUGGACCAGCUGGAGACGAUGAAGAAGGAGCUGGCGGACAACGAAUCCAUCAGUCAGGAGGUGGUCGGCAACGCCCACAUCGAAAACUACGCCUUAAAGAUGUUCCUCUACGCCGACACCGAGGACCGGGCGGCCCGCUUCCACAAGAACAUGAUAAAGUCUUUCUACUCCGCCAGUCUGCUGCUGGAUGUUUUGUCUGUGUUCGGGGAGUUGUCAGAGGAGAACAUCCAGCACAGGAAGUAUGCCCGCUGGAAGGCCACCUACAUCCACAACUGUCUGAAGAACGGAGAGACGCCCCAGGCCGGGCCCAUCGGCAUGGACGAGGACGGGGAAGCAGACGAGUACGGAGGGGAAAGUUCCUUGGGGCACGGUUUCUCCCACACAGGCUCCUUCAGGGGCGGGCCUUCCUCUGGGUCCUUCGAGGACCAGGACCCAAGUUUGGGUCCGGGUCCAGCCCCGGGGAUCGGCUUCACUCCGGGGCCAGGAUUGGACCCAACAGGCCGGCCUACCACAAACUUCAACAACAUCCACAUUCCACCAGGAGCCCACGCGCCGGCCAACACUCCCGCCGAGCUGCCUCCACCCACAGCAGAAGCCGUGAAACCAGUGCCUCUUCCCAGAUCCGUUCCCACUGUGGACCCCGCACUGAUCCACGGCCAGCAGCAGGGCGGAGUCCAUCUAACCCCUGAGGACUUCACAAAGGCGCAAAAGUUGUGCAAGUACGCCGGCAGCGCCCUGCAGUACGAGGACGUUGGCACGGCCGUGGAGAACCUCCAGAAAGCCCUGAGGCUCCUCACCACCGGCAAAGAAUGAAGCCUUUGUCCUCUCAUCUGAUCCCUCCCUCCCUCCCUCCCUCCCUCCCUCCCUUCCUCCCUCCUUCCUUCCAUCUCGCUCUUUUCUCCACAGCAGCGCCGCUCUGUCACUGAUCUUGCCCACGGCGAGCUGAAGACGCAGGCACACAUACACAC
Messenger RNA from Etheostoma spectabile (orangethroat darter), 1254 nucleotides. RefSeq names its product vesicle (multivesicular body) trafficking 1 (gene vta1). Gene Ontology annotation, biological process: late endosome to vacuole transport via multivesicular body sorting pathway. The record is from RefSeq and is a predicted model, not a curated record. Gene Ontology annotation, cellular component: multivesicular body. The transcript is spliced from 9 exons. NCBI's taxonomy places the organism in Eukaryota, Metazoa, Chordata, Actinopteri, Perciformes, Percidae. The coding region runs from base 119 to 1099 and encodes 326 amino acids.